GUCUUGACAGUUAUCACGUACGGCAAAUUUUUUGUUUUUAUUUCUCUGAACCAUCAAUUCUGUGAUAAUAAAUGGCUAAAUUAGUAAAUUUAGUGGGAAAGACAGCUGUUGUCACUGGUUCCAGUGAAGGCAUCGGAUUUGCCAUCGCCAAGCGCCUUGGGCAACGAGGAGCGAACGUAGUCAUCAGUAGCAGAAAGGAAUCAAACAUCGAUCGUGCCGUAAAUGACCUCAAAUCCGAAGGAAUUCCCGUUUUAGGCGUCAAAUGUCAUGUCAAUCUCCCAAAACAUCGCACAAGACUACUGGAAAAGACCUUGGAACAUUUCGGUCAAGUGAAUAUUCUCGUUUCGAACGUCGCGAUCAACACAGAUUUCGGUCCCGUGCUUGAAUGUUCCGAGCAAAACUGGGAUCGCAUCUUUGAGACAAAUGUUAAAGCCAUGUGGCAGCUCACGAAGGAAUUUUAUCCGCAUUUGAAGAAGCAAAAAGGUUCAAAUAUCGUUUUAGUCUCAUCUGUAGCUGGUUACACGCCUCUAAGUGACGCCAUUGGAGCCUAUUCUGUCAGCAAAACAACGUUAUUUGGGCUGACGAAGGUUUUGAGUCAAGAUUUGGCCUCGGAAGGGAUCCGAGUUAAUUGUGUGGCGCCUGGAAUAGUCAAAACCAAGUUUUCUAAAGUCUUGUAUGAAAGUCCAGAGUCGAUGGAAAAGGCGAUGAAGAUGAUACCGAUGAAAAAAUUAGCAGAUCCCGAAGAUAUUUCCGGAACAGUCGUAUUUUUAGUGUCAGAUGACGCGAAAUAUAUUACGGGAGAAACGAUUUGCGUCACGGGAGGGAUGCAAUCAAGGCUUUAAAGCGUUAUUUAUUCGUUUAGACAAUAUAUUUAUUUGU
Molecule: messenger RNA, 879 nt
Organism: Culicoides brevitarsis
Lineage: Eukaryota; Metazoa; Arthropoda; Insecta; Diptera; Ceratopogonidae
Product: dehydrogenase/reductase SDR family member 4-like
Exons: 2
Coding region: 72-842 (256 amino acids)
Molecular function (GO): carbonyl reductase (NADPH) activity
Source: RefSeq, a predicted model, not a curated record